UAAAAAAAUCGGUUUGGGUUUACUCAAAAAUACGUCACAACACUGAAGUAAAAUCGAUCGCGGAUUCCUGUUUACGGGGAUUUUAAAGUGUCUGCCUUCAUACUGCUGGUUAACGCUAGCGCAAGCUCUUCUGCUGUCCAGGAAGCUGUACGUUAACGCUUUAAUGGCAAUUAUUACUGAAAACACUCGUAAUAGAGUUUGGAUUGCCCUGAAAAGGCUUGAUCUCAAUGAUGGCAGGAUCAUUGCUUUACGAGAGGUUCAUAUUCCAAGUGGGGCAAAUGUAGCCACUGUAACACAAAUAUUAGCUCAUUGUUUCAGACUUCACACAUCUCAGACAACAUUUAAGAUCCGAAACAAUCAAGGAUAUUUAAUCCCAUUAAACUGCAGCAUGCCACCAAACAGCAAACAAAUGCCAUAUGUCCUUGAAGUGGCCAGAAACUACCAGCAUGUUAAUCCAAGACCUAGAAGUAAUCCUUUGACUGUGAUUAAUAAAACCCUGAAGUCAAGACUACAGAGCAUCGCGAAAAGAAUUGAAAGAUUAGAAAACCUGUUGCCUCAAGUCAAACUAAAACAUCAUGAAAAGAUGACAAAGGAUAUUGAGUUACUUAACCAAAAGUUGGUAUUUCUUCACAAACGAAUGCAGAUGGCUGAGUCUUAUUGCUGGGAAGGGAUGCUUAAAAGAGCUCCAUUGUGGUGAAUGACUUUUCUAUUGAAUGUCUGAGAGCUAAAAAUAAACUAAAUAAAAAAUAAUCUUUCUGAAGUUUUGUAAAAACCAUGAAUUUCCAUCUAUUUAUGUAUAUUAAAAACAUUCAGUAGUUUAUAAAGUAAAAACAACAACAACAAAAGCUUCUGUACAUUAUUUUAGGUGCUGUCACUAGAAUGUGUU
Paramisgurnus dabryanus is the source of this 886-nucleotide messenger RNA. RefSeq lists its product as uncharacterized. Lineage: Eukaryota; Metazoa; Chordata; Actinopteri; Cypriniformes; Cobitidae. The record is from RefSeq and is a predicted model, not a curated record.